Mirounga angustirostris (Northern elephant seal) is the source of this 2211-nucleotide messenger RNA. It is a transcript of the gene F13B, whose product is annotated as coagulation factor XIII B chain. The record is from RefSeq and is a predicted model, not a curated record. The transcript has 14 exons. Gene Ontology annotation, biological process: blood coagulation. NCBI's taxonomy places the organism in Eukaryota, Metazoa, Chordata, Mammalia, Carnivora, Phocidae. The coding region runs from base 127 to 2211 and encodes 694 amino acids.
UUUUUACAAAGACACUUCGAAAGAUGUUGUAAAUAAUUAACUUUUUCUUCAGGCAAAGUAUUGUGUACUUAAUGAGUCCCUAGUGCUUUAGAAUUGUUAAUAUCUUUGUUGGGCACACCACUGAAGAUGAGGUCAAAAGAGUCGGCUUUUAUCAUCAUAUUAAUCAUCUCAGGAGAACUCUAUGCAGAAGAGAAACCCUGUGGUCUUCCUAGUGUGGAAAAUGGAAGGAUUGCCCAAUAUUACUAUUCUUUUAAAAACUAUUACUUUCCAAUGAGAAUAAAUGAAAAACUGUUGUUUUCCUGCUUGGCUGGUUAUACCACUGAAACUGGGAAACAAGAGGAGCGAAUCACAUGUACCCGAGAGGGCUGGUCUCCAGAACCACGUUGCUUCAAAAAAUGCACUAAGCCUGAGCUGAGAAAUGGUUACAUCUCUGAUGCAACAUUAAUGUACAAAAUUCAAGAGAACAUGCGUUAUGGUUGUAAUUCAGGAUAUAAAACCACUGGAGGAAAGGACGAAGAAGUGGUUCAGUGUCGUGCUGAUGGAUGGUCUUCGCAACCUACCUGUAAGAAGGAACAUGAAACAUGUUUGGUCCCUGAAUUAUACCAUGGAAAUUAUUCCACAACGCAGAAAACAUUCAAAGUGAAGGACAAAGUACAAUAUGAAUGUGCUGCUGGCUACUAUACAGUUGGAGGCAAGAAGACCGAGGAGGUAGAAUGUCACACAUAUGGAUGGUCUCUCACACCAAAAUGUACCAAAUUAAAGUGCUCUUUAAGAUUAAUAGAAAAUGGUUAUUUUCAUCCUAUAAAGCAAACAUAUGAAGAAGGAGAUGUAGUUCAGUUUUUCUGUCAUAAAAAUUAUCAUCUAAGUGGAUCUGACUUAAUUCAGUGCUAUAACUUUGGUUGGUACCCAGAAUCUCCUGUAUGUGAAGGAAGAAGAAAUCGAUGUCCUCCUCCGCCUCUGCCUCUAAACUCCAAAAUUCAAACAUAUUCAACAACUUAUCGUGAUGGAGAAACAGUUCAUGUAGAAUGUGAACUUAAUUUUGAGAUACAAGGAUCAGAAGAAAUACGUUGUAAAAAUGGAAAAUGGACAGAACCUCCAAAAUGCAUUGAAGAAAAGGAGAAGACAGCCUGUGGGGACCCACCCUUCAUUGAGAAUGGUACAGCAAACCUGGACUCUACGAUUUAUUACAAUGGGGACAAAGUGGCAUAUGAAUGUAAAAGUGGGUAUCAUCUUCGUGGAUCAACAGAAAUAACUUGUAAACGUGGAAAGUGGACACAUCCUCCUGAGUGUGUUGAAAAUAAUGAGAAUUGUAAGCCUCCACCUGAUAUAAUAAAUGGGGCUGUUGUUGACGGAUUACGGGCAAGCUACACAACAGGGUCCUCAGUGGAAUAUAGAUGCAAUGAAUAUUACUUACUGAGUGGAGCAAAAGUAUCUCAUUGUGAACAAGGAAGAUGGUCAUCCCCACCUAUUUGCUUAGAGCCAUGUACUAUUAAUGUGGAUUACAUGUACAGAAAUAAUAUAGAGAUGAAGUGGAAGUAUGAAGGAAAGGUCUUACAUGGAGAUUUAAUAGAUUUUGUAUGUAAACAAGGAUAUGACUUAUCUCCAUCAACCUCGUUGUCUGAAUUAUCUGUACAAUGCAAUAGAGGAGAAGUGAAAUAUCCCUUAUGUAUUAGAAAAGAAUCUAAAAGAAUGUGUGUAUCUCCUCCACUUAUUACAAAUGGAGUCAUAAUUAGUUCAACAUCAGACAUCUAUGAAAAUGGUUCCUCGGUAGAAUACAAAUGUUUUGAUCACCACUUCCUUCAAGGAUCUAAGGAGUCCUAUUGUUUAGAGGGAGUGUGGACUACGCCACCAUUGUGUUUAGAGCCUUGCACAUUAUCUUCUGUUGAAAUGGAAAAUAAUAAUUUACUCCUGAAAUGGGAUUUUGAUGAUAGACCACAUAUUUUCCAUGGCGAGUAUAUUGAGUUUCUUUGUAAGAGAAAUACGUAUAUAGCUGAAUUCUCUAUUAUUGGAUCUGAACUCAGAGUGCAGUGUGACAGAGGGCACUUAAAAUAUCCAAGAUGCAUUCACAGAGAAAGUGGCACUAUUGAGUAUGAUGUUAGCUGUGGGUUUUUCAUAUACAGCCGUUAUUAUUUUGAGUUCCUUAGGUUACCAUACUGUCUUGAUGAGUAUAGCUCUGUAAUACACCUGAAGUUUGGAAUAGUGAUGCCUUGA